AUGCGGGAAAUCGAUCUGACAAACGCUAAUUCGUCUAUUGUUGAAUAUUUUUGCACUAUAUUACUCCCGUCAAUUAGAUUAAAUAUUCAGAGUUUAAUAUUAAAUGAUAUUGAAACACUUGAAAAAAUACUUUCGUUGCACUCAGAAUCCAUUACUCAAUUAUUUCCUCAUUUGAAACAUUUCGAAAUUGUUAAACAGUUUGACAUUGGUCGAUUGUUCAUGUAUUCUAUUCAGUCGUUUCGAUCAUUAUUCAGCUUGAAGCUUGAAAUAGCUAAUUUGAAGUCCGAUGAAAUAUUUGAAGUGAUAUUGUUUUGUGAUCAAUCAAUAAUCACAAUUUUGAACAUAAAAUGCAAAGAAUCAAUUCCGGAUUUACAAAAUCAACCAUAUAGUUUGUCAUUGGCACGUCGAAAAUUAACAGUAAUACUGAAAAAUUAUGAUGAUUUUCUUUCAUUACUAAACCGCUGGCCAGUCAUUGAAUAUGUGGAUGUUACAGUUGACAAAAUGGACGCCACAGAAGAUUUGAAUAUAUCGAAUAGAUUUCAUUAUUUGACUGAAUUCUAUUUUGUUCUUAGAGGAAUAGCCAAAAGCUAUAAUCGAAUUAAUUCUCUGUUGAGUUUAUUUCGUAAAUUAGAACGAUUAUCAGUAAAUAUGAUGUGUUUCGACCGUCAACAGUUCAUUGAUGGUUAUUAUCUUACACGUAAGUCAAUUGAAUAUACUACACAACUACUUGAUGCCGUUACCGCCGUCAUAAACCUAUAA
Didymodactylos carnosus is the source of this 759-nucleotide messenger RNA. NCBI's taxonomy places the organism in Eukaryota, Metazoa, Rotifera, Eurotatoria, Philodinida, Philodinidae. The record is from the annotation of a GenBank genome assembly.